Molecule: messenger RNA, 1078 nt
Organism: Heteronotia binoei (common prickly gecko)
Lineage: Eukaryota; Metazoa; Chordata; Lepidosauria; Squamata; Gekkonidae
Gene: VSIG2
Product: V-set and immunoglobulin domain containing 2
Exons: 7
Coding region: 62-1072 (336 amino acids)
Source: RefSeq, a predicted model, not a curated record
AGUCUCACACUCCAUCGAGUUUCGGUUCUCCAGGUGAAAGCAGAAGGCGCCGUCUGGAGAAAUGGCCCUGGACUCGGUUGCCUUCUUCUGGUUGCUCUUGGCCUUCAUCUCACUUUGGGACCGUGAGGCCUGCGUGGAGGUGACUGUUCCAUCUGAUCCAGUGAUGCAGCAGAAGAGCUUGAGUGCGGAACUCCCUUGCCACUACAAAACCUCAGUCGACAAGAACUUUGUGCUGGAGUGGAAGUUUGCGCCUGGAUCGGCUUCUUCUGACAAUGCCAAGCAGCAGAUUCUCUACUUCACAAACAACAAGCUGUACAAACCAGGCUCUCAGGCUGAACGACUAAGCCUCCUUCACAACCCCCCCACUCUGGGGGAUGCAUCCCUUCGAUUAGACAACGUGCAUGCAUCAGAUGCUGGCACCUACUUCUGUGAAGUGAAUGACCCUCCAGACUUCUAUGGAACUGGCUCUGGGCUUAUCCAUUUUGUGGUUUUAUUGCCUCCAUCCAGUCCGGUGUGUGGAGGGACUGCCUACGCUUCUGUGGGGUCAGAUGCCAGCUUGACCUGCAGCUCUUCAGAAGGUGUGCCAGCACCCAUUUACACCUGGACUCGGGUGGACCCCAAGACUCCCCUCCCGCUGUCCAACAUGGUAAAAAAUGAACAAACAGGGAGCUUGCUGUUGACAAACAUCUCACAAGAGUUCUCUGGGACAUACCAAUGCGUUGCCUCCAAUGAGUAUGGUCAGGAAAGCUGUCAGAUAUCCCUCCAUGUGACAGGCAUCACGCAAGCUGGAACGAUUGCUGGAGCUGUUAUCGGGGUCCUCUUAGCUCUUCUACUGAUCGGUGCAAUUGUGAUCUGUUUCUUACGCCACAAAAAACAACAGAAACAGAAGAAAAAGACACAAUCCAUAUACAGCGGGAAUGAAAUAAGGGAGGAUGCUACAGCCCCGGGGAUCUCGGAAGAUUCCUUAGAGAGAAGAGGCAGCAGGUCAGAAAGCCACCUCUUGGAAAAGUUACCUUCCAGGCCCGGAUCUGCCAGCACCACCAAAUCACAACUGCAAAACAUUCUUGUCUGAGUUUAU